Messenger RNA from Chenopodium quinoa (quinoa), 7630 nucleotides. Its product is annotated as DExH-box ATP-dependent RNA helicase DExH12-like. The record is from RefSeq and is a predicted model, not a curated record. Gene Ontology annotation, cellular component: nucleus. NCBI's taxonomy places the organism in Eukaryota, Viridiplantae, Streptophyta, Magnoliopsida, Caryophyllales, Amaranthaceae. Gene Ontology annotation, molecular function: ATP binding; ATP hydrolysis activity; nucleic acid binding.
ACCAAAUGGCGGUUUUCAUUAAACGGACUAUAUCAUUUAUAUAAAUGCGGGUCUUCAUUUUUCCUCCUUUGUUUUAAUUUUUUUUUCUUUCACUAUUUCGUUGCACUUCUCUCUUCUCUCGUUUUCUCGUACUCACUCUAGAGUUCUCCAUUGAAGCAGCUUCUAAGCUUUCUACCCUCCACUGAAGCAUCUACUGAGCUUUUCCUCCUCCAUUGAAGCAUCUUCUUCUUAGAAAGAUGUCGAAUCUGGGAGGUGGUGCGGAGGCACACGCACGUUUUAAGCAGUAUGAAUACAGAGCGAAUUCGAGUCUAGUGCUCACGACAGAUUCACGCCCGAGGGAUACCCAUGAGCCUACUGGUGAGCCGGAGUCCUUAUAUGGUAAAAUUGACCCGAAAUCGUUUGGAGAUAGGGUUGCUAAAGGAAGGCCUCAGGAGCUUGAAGAGAAGAAGAAGAAAUCUUCAAAAAAGAAGGAAAGGGACCCAAAUGCGGAGCCAGGGCCUGCUCGGCAGAGCAAGAAACGCCGUAUUCAGGAGGAAAGUGUUCUGAAUGUUACUGAAGAAGGGGUUUAUCAGCCAAAAACUAAAGAAACUCGGGCUGCUUAUGAGGCUAUGCUGAGUAUUAUCCAGCAGCAGCUGGGAGGGCUACCAUUUAAUAUUGUCAGUGGUGCUGCUGAUGAGAUUUUGGCUGUAUUAAAGAAUGAUGCUAUUAAGUACCCGGAAAAGAAGAUGGAGAUUGAGAAGUUGCUGACUUCUAUGCCUGCUACUGUUUUUGAUAGCCUGGUUAAUGCUGGGAAGAUGAUUACUGACUAUCAAGAAGGUGGUGAUGAUGUCCCGACUGCCAAUGGGGAUGGUCUCGAUAACGAAGUGGGUGUUGCGGUGGAGUUUGAAGAGAAUGAUGAUGAUGACGAUGAGAGCGAUUUUGGCUCGGUGCAGGAUGAUGAAGAGGAUGAUGAAGAUAUUGCUGAAGCAGGUUCAGCUGGGGGUAUGCAAAUGGGUGGUGGGAUCGGUGAUGAAGAUAUGCCUGAUGCGGAUGAGGGUAUGAACCUAAAUGUUCAGGAUAUUGAUGCGUAUUGGCUUCAGAGGAAGAUUUCUCAAGCCUAUGAUCAGCAAAUUGAUCCACAACAGUGCCAAAAUCUUGCUGAAGAAGCUCUAGCCUUACUUGCUGAAGGGGAGGAUAGGGAGAUUGAGAAUACACUUUUGACUCGCCUUGACUACGAUAGGUUCAACCUUGUCAGGUUCCUUGUGCGUAAUAGGCGGAAGAUUGUGUGGUGUACCCGCCUAGCCCGAGCUGAAGAUCAAGAGGAGCGAAAAAGGAUUGAAGAAGAAAUGCUGGAAUCUGGUGCAGAUUUGGCUGCCAUCCUGGAGCAGUUGCAUGCUACCAGAGCCACUGCCAAGGAGAGGCAGAAGAAUCUGGAGAAGAGUAUAAGAGAGGAGGCUCGUCGUUUGAAAGAUGAGAGUGCUGUUGAUGGGGACCGUGGUCGUAGAGGAUUGACUGAUAGAGAUGUUGAUAAUGGUUGGUUGAAUGGGCAGCGGCAGGUACUUGAUCUGGAAAACCUCGCUUUCAACCAAGGUGGUCGUUUCAUGGCAAAUAAGAAGACUAUACUUCCAGAUGGCUCUUAUCGCCAUCCGGCUAAAGGAUAUGAAGAGGUUCAUAUUCCUGCUUUGAAACCCAAGCCAUUAGAAAAAGGUGAAGAACUCGUGAAGAUAUCUGGAAUGCCAGAUUGGGCACAACCAGCUUUCGAAGGGAUGACACAAUUGAAUAGGGUGCAGAGUAGAGUUUACCAAACUGCACUCUUUUCAGCUGAAAACGUUCUUCUUUGUGCUCCGACUGGGGCGGGGAAGACUAAUGUUGCUGUCCUCACCAUAUUGCAGCAGAUUGCUUUGAGUAGAGCACCAGAUGAAUCAUUUGACCACAGCAGUUAUAAGAUAGUAUAUGUUGCUCCAAUGAAAGCUCUCGUGGCUGAAGUGGUCGGUAACUUGUCAAACCGGUUGAAGCACUAUGGUGUGAAUGUGAAGGAAUUGAGUGGUGAUCAGACAUUGACCAAGCAACAGAUAGAUGAAACGCAGAUAAUUGUUACAACUCCAGAGAAGUGGGAUAUCAUAACAAGGAAGUCAGGUGAUCGAACAUACACUCAGCUUGUCAAACUUCUCAUAAUUGAUGAGAUUCAUCUGCUCCAUGACAACAGAGGCCCUGUGCUGGAAAGUAUAGUUGCCAGGACAGUUAGGCAAAUUGAAACAACAAAAGAUAAUAUUAGACUAGUUGGGUUAUCAGCCACCCUUCCUAACUAUGAGGAUGUGGCAUUAUUCUUGAGGGUUGAUGUAGAAAAGGGGCUAUUCCACUUUGACAACAGCUAUAGACCUUGCCCGCUUGCACAACAAUAUAUUGGAAUCAAUGUGAAGAAGCCACUACAGAGAUUCCAGUUGAUGAAUGACAUUUGCUAUGAUAAGGUGAUGGCUGUGGCCGGAAAGCACCAAGUUCUUGUUUUUGUUCACUCUAGAAAAGAGACGGCAAAGACUGCCCGUGCAAUAAGGGAUACAGCAUUGGCAAAGGACACCCUUGGUAAAUUUUUGAAAGAGGAUAGUGCAAGUCGUGAAAUUCUUCAUGCACAUACCGAUUUAGUUAGAAGUAAUGACCUCAAGGAUCUUUUACCUUACGGCUUUGCAAUUCAUAAUGCUGGGAUGAAUAGGGCUGAUCGCCAGCUUGUGGAAGAUUUGUUUGCUGAUGGUCACGUGCAAGUCCUAGUUUCUACAGCCACCCUUGCUUGGGGUGUCAAUUUGCCUGCACACACAGUGAUUAUAAAGGGAACCCAGAUCUAUAAUCCUGAAAAGGGAGCUUGGACAGAAUUGAGUCCUCUGGAUGUAAUGCAGAUGCUUGGGCGUGCAGGUAGACCCCAGUAUGAUACUUAUGGAGAGGGAAUAAUCAUCACUGGUCAUACUGAAUUGCAAUUCUAUCUUUCUUUGAUGAAUCAACAGCUUCCUAUUGAAAGUCAGUUUAUUUCAAGGUUGGCUGAUCAGUUGAAUGCUGAAAUUGUUCUUGGUACUGUACAAAAUGCUCGAGAAGCCCUCAAUUGGAUAGGUUACACAUACCUGUACAUUCGGAUGUUACGUAACCCUACACUUUAUGGCUUAGCUCCUGAUGUGCUCGACAGGGACCUUACACUGGAAGAGAGGAGAGCUGACCUGAUCCAUUCAGCAGCAACUGUUUUGGACAAAAAUAACUUGAUUAAAUAUGAUCGGAAAAGUGGUUACUUCCAGGUCACUGACUUGGGAAGGAUUGCCAGUUUUUAUUACAUUACACAUGGCACAAUAUCCACUUACAAUGAGCACUUAAAACCGACUAUGGGUGAUAUUGAGCUUUGUCGGUUAUUCUCCCUCAGUGAGGAAUUUAAAUACGUUACAGUGAGGCAAGAUGAGAAGGUUGAACUGGCCAAGCUUUUGGAACGUGUUCCAAUUCCCAUUAAAGAGAGCUUGGAAGAGCCCAGCGCUAAGAUUAAUGUUUUACUUCAAGCAUAUAUUUCUCAGUUGAAACUUGAAGGCUUGUCUCUAACAUCAGACAUGGUUUAUAUAACACAGAGUGCGGCACGUCUUAUGAGAGCUCUUUUUGAGAUAGUUUUGAAAAGAGGAUGGGCUCAGUUGGCAGAAAAGGCGCUAAAUUUGUGCAAAAUGGUUCAGAAGAGGAUGUGGAACGUGCAGACACCACUCCGUCAGUUUACUGGAAUACCUAGCGAAAUUUUGAUGAAGUUGGAGAAGAAGGAACUGGCUUGGGAUAGGUACUAUGACCUUUCCUCUCAAGAACUGGGAGAGCUCAUAAGACAACAGAAGAUGGGAAGGACUCUUCACAAGUUCAUUCACCAGUUUCCAAAGCUCAACCUUGCUGCACAUGUGCAGCCAAUUACUCGCUCUGUUUUAGGAGUGGAACUGACAAUCACACCUGAUUUCAUGUGGGAUGACAAGAUUCAUGGAUAUGUGGAGCCUUUUUGGGUUAUUGUGGAGGAUAAUGAUGGUGAAUACAUUCUUCAUCAUGAAUACUUCAUGCUGAAGAAGCAAUAUAUUGAUGAGGACCAUACCCUGAAUUUCACUGUGCCAAUAUCAGAGCCUCUGCCCCCACAAUAUUUCAUUCAUGUUGUUUCUGAUAGAUGGUUGGGAUCACAGUCUGUUUUGCCUGUUUCUUUUAGGCAUCUUAUUUUGCCUGAGAAAUAUCCUCCCCCAACAGAAUUGUUGGACUUACAACCACUGCCUGUGACUGCAUUGAGAAACCCAUCAUAUGAAGCCCUUUAUCCAGAAUUUAGGCACUUCAACCCUGUCCAGACUCAGGUUUUCACGGUUCUGUACAAUGCAGAUGACAAUGUUUUGGUUGCUGCGCCAACUGGUAGUGGAAAGACAAUAUGUGCUGAGUUUGCUAUCUUGCGAAACCACCAAAAAGGUCCUGACAGCACCAUGCGUGUUGUCUAUAUAGCACCUAUGGAAGCUCUGGCCAAGGAGCGUUACCGUGAUUGGGAAAGGAAAUUUGGAAAAGGACUUGGUUUGCGAGUCGUUGAACUCACGGGAGAGACAGCAACUGACUUGAAGCUACUUGAGAAAGGGCAGAUAAUUAUAAGUACUCCUGAAAAAUGGGAUGCUUUAUCUCGACGCUGGAAACAAAGAAAGUAUGUUCAGCAAGUCAGCCUGUUCAUCAUUGAUGAGCUCCAUCUUAUUGGUGGUCAAGGCGGUCCUGUGUUGGAAGUGAUUGUCUCAAGGAUGAGAUAUAUAGCAAGUCAAGUGGAGAACAAGAUUCGCAUUGUUGCUUUAUCAACCUCUCUUGCUAAUGCUAAGGACCUUGGUGAGUGGAUAGGUGCUUCUUCACAUGGUCUUUUCAACUUUCCACCAGGGGUUCGUCCUGUACCUCUUGAGAUUCACAUUCAGGGAGUAGAUAUUGCUAAUUUUGAGGCAAGAAUGCAAGCUAUGACCAAGCCAACCUACACAGCUAUAUCUGUCCAUGCUAAGAAUGGGAAACCUGCUAUUGUAUAUGUUCCAACUCGGAAGCAUGCUUCACUUACUGCAGUUGACCUUGUAACAUAUGCUAGUGCUGACAGUGGAGAGAAGCCAAUAUUUUUGCUGCAUUCAUCGGAGGAGCUGCAGCCUUUUACUGAUAAAAUUAAGGAUCUAAAUCUGAAGACCACUCUUGGCUAUGGUGUGGGCUUUUUGCAUGAAGGAUUAGUUAGCACUGAUAAGGAGAUUGUAUCACAGUUAUUGGAAGCUGGAUGGAUCCAAGUUUGUGUUAUGACCAGUUCAAUGUGCUGGGGAAUGCCUUUGUUGGCUCACUUAGUGGUGGUCAUGGGAACUCAGUACUAUGAUGGGAGGGAAAAUGCUCAUACUGAUUAUCCAGUAACUGAUCUGCUCCAGAUGAUGGGUCAUGCUAGUCGGCCUUUGUUGGAUAAGUCUGGGAAGUGUGUUAUCCUCUGUCAUGCUCCACGAAAGGAAUAUUAUAAAAAGUUCUUAUAUGAAGCAUUCCCUGUAGAAAGUCAUUUGCACCACUAUCUUCAUGACAAUCUGAAUGCAGAAAUUGUAGUCGGAGUAAUCGAGAAUAAGCAAGAUGCUGUGGAUUAUCUCACAUGGACAUUUAUGUACAGAAGGCUUGCUCAGAAUCCUAAUUACUACAAUCUUCAGGGUGUGAGCCAUAGGCAUUUAUCAGAUUACCUCUCAGAACUUGUGGAGAACACUUUGAGUGAUCUGGAAGCAAGUAAAUGUGUUGCUAUUGAAGAUGAUAUGGAUCUCUCUCCUCUGAAUCUGGGCAUGAUAGCAUCAUAUUACUACAUCAGCUACACCACAAUCGAGCGUUUUAGUUCUUCGUUGACAUCCAAAACAAAGCUGAAGGGUCUUCUUGAGAUUCUGGCUUCAGCUUCAGAGUAUUCGCAAUUGCCAGUACGUCCGGAGGAUGACUUGAUUCGCAAGAUGAUACAUCACCAAAGAUUCUCUUUUGAGAAUCCAAAGUACACAGAUCCACAUGUAAAAGCAAAUGCUUUGCUGCAGGCCCACUUUUCUAGACAUCCAGUUGGUGGUAAUUUGGCUGCUGACCAGCGUGAAGUGCUCCUUUCAGCUAGUAGAUUGCUUCAGGCUAUGGUUGAUGUUAUUUCUAGCAAUGGUUGGCUAAAUCUUGCUCUUCUUGCUAUGGAAGUAAGCCAGAUGGUGACUCAGGGUAUGUGGGAGCGAGAUUCCAUGCUAUUGCAGCUUCCACAUUUCACCAAGGAGUUGGCCAAGAGAUGUCAAGAGAACCCAGGGAAGUCUAUUGAGACUGUGUUUGACCUGGUGGAAAUGGAGGAUGAUGAGAGGCAGGAGCUUCUCCAGAUGUCUGACUCACAGUUGCUGGAUAUUGCCCGUUUCUGUAAUCGUUUCCCCAACAUUGAUAUGACUUAUGAGGUGGCUGAUAGUGACAGCAUUGGUGCUGGGGAAGAUGUCACAAUGUCGGUUACCCUUGAACGAGAUCUUGAAGGGAGGUCAGAAGUGGGACCUGUUGAUGCUCUUAGAUAUCCCAAAGCUAAAGAAGAAGGUUGGUGGUUGGUGGUGGGUGACACAAAGACUAACCAACUGCUAGCUAUUAAGAGGGUCGCUUUACAACGGAAAUCAAAAGUCAAGCUUGAUUUCGUUGCACCUCCUGAAGUUGGGAAGAAGACUUACACUUUGUAUUACAUGUGUGAUUCUUACUUGGGAUGUGAUCAGGAGUACAACUUUACCAUUGAUGUCAAAGAGGCAGGAGCAGCUGAAGAUGACAGUUGAAAGGAAUGAUGCGAUUCCCUUUAAUGGAUGCUUGACCAACAAUGCGGACUGAUCCUGUUAAUAUUAGGGGAUUUGUCACUGUUGCUGCAUUUUAAGUUUAAGAUGCAGCUGCUGUUGGCUGUUGCAGUUAUUGCUGGCUUAAUUGGUGCAUUUCAAUUCUAAGAUAUGGCUGUGCUCAAAAGCUUAUGUCAGUGGACGUGUUUGGGGUUUAUUAACAGUGCUGCUGUAAUUUUGCCCCUCCAAAACUUGGUAAACACUACUUUUUUGUUCUUUUGCUUUCUUUGUUUUUCUGUUUUAUUUUUCCUAAUCUCUUCAUAUAUAUUUAAUUUGGGUAAGUAAGAAAUGUGCACCCUAAAGUUAUACAGCUUAUACUCGUAUGUGGUUUCUGCUAUGCCUCAGUCACGUUGAAAGAAGUAUAUGUGUUUUGCUCCAGCAUUAAUGUAGCAAGUAUAACAAAACUAUUACUCCUUUUUUUCAUUGUGGAAUGCGGCAGCUGUGGCUGAUAUGCUGCUUUAACUAGAAAGCUUCAUGCUUUUUGGUCCGACAGGAGCCACCCCUUAUUGAUUUUCGAUAGUGAAAUCGCCAAGCGACCACCAUGGCUUUGGGGUUAUCAUACUGAGGUUAUAAGUAGGCGGUCUAUUUGAUGAAAUUUUCUCAGUCGAAAACCAUGUAAAGAGGCUUCAAACAUGAGAAAUAGCCCCCCAUAAACGAGCAUAGCCUGCGAUUCUAGCAGUUGGAACGUAAGCAUAUUGCAAUAUAUAAAGUGCCAUUGAAUCAUGUGAAAGUGUACGUAAUUCUAGAUUUUUUUAAAGGUUAAUAUGUCAUUCUUACUACUUGCUUCUAUGAUUAGAGCCUUUAUAUUACUUGGCUUGCAUAUC